Motacilla alba alba is the source of this 2411-nucleotide messenger RNA. RefSeq names its product RNA binding motif single stranded interacting protein 1 (gene RBMS1). Gene Ontology annotation, cellular component: nucleus; cytosol; ribonucleoprotein complex. The transcript has 14 exons. The coding region runs from base 564 to 1685 and encodes 373 amino acids. NCBI's taxonomy places the organism in Eukaryota, Metazoa, Chordata, Aves, Passeriformes, Motacillidae. The record is from RefSeq and is a predicted model, not a curated record. Gene Ontology annotation, molecular function: poly(A) binding; mRNA 3'-UTR binding; poly(U) RNA binding.
CCCCCGCGUCCCCCCCGCAGCCCCGAGGUGCUGGGGGAGGAGUGGGGAGAGGAGUGGCGACUGGCGUGAGUUGCGGCUUGCAGCCUGCUCACUUCUCGAGAGCUGGGAUUUGAAAAAAGAAACUCUCUUCUCCUUUUUAAUUUUUUUUAACCUCCUCUGAAGAGGCGCGCCGUGACCUUGGCGAGUGCCGGGGCGGCCGCCGCCGGGUCACCUUCGUGGGGCGUGCGGGGCGGUGCGGGGCGGCCGCCGGGGGCCGGGCGGGUGCUGGCCCCGCCGGGCUCGGCAACAGGUUAGAAAGGACCCGGUGUCGCAACAGCGAAACUUGGGGCUGGAUGUUUUUCACUCGGCGUGAAAUGAGCGAGGGGAUCCGGGCGCAUUUUUUCCUUCAAACAACCCUCCAGGAAACCUCCGCCGCCCCUCGGGUGCGCCCCAGCUCCCCCCGAGGGGGGGACAUGGGGGGACCCUGUGACAUAUUAUGAGCAGAGUGAUCUCUCUGAUAAGCUCGGAGCACUCGCAUCUAUGGAGCUGUACUGAAAGAGCAGUCCAUUGUACCAGCCCACCCAAUGGCUCCUCCUAGUCCCAGCACCACCAGCAGUAAUAACAACAGUAGUAGCAGCAGCAACUCAGGAUGGGAUCAAUUAAGUAAAACUAACCUUUACAUCAGAGCACUGCCUCCAAACACCACUGAUCAGGACCUGGUAAAACUAUGCCAACCGUAUGGGAAAAUUGUAUCCACGAAGGCUAUUUUGGACAAGACUACAAACAAAUGCAAAGGUUAUGGUUUCGUUGACUUUGACAGCCCAGCAGCUGCUCAGAAGGCAGUUUCUGCUUUAAAGGCCAGUGGAGUCCAAGCACAGAUGGCAAAGCAACAAGAACAAGACCCGACUAACUUGUACAUUUCCAAUCUGCCUCUUUCAAUGGAUGAGCAGGAGCUUGAGAACAUGCUGAAGCCCUUUGGGCAGGUUAUCUCCACCAGGAUACUGCGGGACUCGAGUGGGACCAGCCGUGGUGUUGGCUUUGCAAGGAUGGAGUCAACAGAAAAAUGUGAAGCAGUGAUUGCUCAUUUUAAUGGAAAAUUCAUAAAGACACCAGCAGGAGUUUCUGUUCCUGCAGAACCUUUAUUGUGCAAGUUUGCUGAUGGAGGACAGAAGAAGAGGCAGAAUCAGAAUAAAUACAUACAGAAUGGAAGAGCAUGGCACAGAGAAGGCGAGGUGAGACUUGCUGGAAUGACACUCACAUAUGAUCCAACCACAGCUGCUUUACAAAAUGGAUUUUAUCCAUCACCCUACAGUAUUACAGCAAACAGAAUGAUCACUCAGACAUCUAUUACGCCAUAUAUUGCUUCUCCAGUUUCUACAUACCAGGUUCAGAGUCCUUCUUGGAUGCAGCCUCAACCAUACAUAAUGCAGCACCCAGGUGCUGUUCUGACUCCCUCCAUGGACCACACCAUGUCACUACAGCCUGCAUCAAUGAUAAGCCCUCUGACACAGCAGAUGAGUCAUCUUUCAUUAGGCAGUACUGGAACAUACAUGCCAGCCACAACAGCUAUGCAAGGAGCCUAUAUCCCCCAGUACACACAUGUCCAGACAGCAGCAGUUCCUGUUGAGGAAGCCAGUGGCCAGCAACAGGUUACAGUAGAGACAUCCAGUGACCAUUCUCCAUAUACGUAUCAGCAAAAUAAGUAACUGUGAGAUGUCCAGUGUUGACCUGGCCUGGAGAAGGGUGCAAAGGCUGAAACAAUCAUGGAUUUUACUGAUCAAUUGUGCUUUAGGAAUUAUUGACAGUUUUGCACAGGUUCUUGAAAAUGUUAUUUAUAAUGAAAUCAACUAAAACUAUUUUUGCUAUAAGUUCUAUAAGGUGCAUAAGAAAAACCUUAAAUUCAUCUAGUAGCUGUUCCCAUGAACAGGUUUAUUUUAGUAAAAAAAAAAGUUUUUAUCAAGUGUUAUGACGCAAAAAAAAAAAAACCUUCAAAUUUCUGGGUAUGCACAGAUGACCACGAAGACUUAUUCACGUGCAUGACAGAAUUUGUAUUUUGGUUUAUUUUUAUUUUGUUUGUUUCUUUUUAUUUUUUUUUGUAUGAAAUGGAUUUUCUGAAGUUUAAAAUAGUAAAACAUCUAAGAUGAUGUUCUGUGCUUGCAGUGUGUGAGUGUUGCUUUAGUGCAGUGUUGCAGUUAUAGUGUCUGGUCUCUUAGCUUUCUGUUUUUCUUUUAAUGUAGUGUGAAGUGUCUUAUCCUUUUCUAUAAAUUCCAAUUUGCCUUAAAUCUUUCAAUGCUGUAGCUGUUUCAGUAAGUAGUCCAAACUAAUGGUGUAGAAUGCUUUGACCAAAUGAGCUGGUCUAUUAUGCCUUGUAAAACAGCAGCAUAGGGCUUUUAAAGGUAGUCAAUAAAAAUUGCUGAAAAUUUGGCUUUUUU